This is a messenger RNA of Canis lupus familiaris (dog), 2690 nucleotides long. Its product is annotated as translation initiation factor IF-2-like. Lineage: Eukaryota; Metazoa; Chordata; Mammalia; Carnivora; Canidae. The record is from RefSeq and is a predicted model, not a curated record. The coding region runs from base 1 to 1161 and encodes 386 amino acids. The transcript is spliced from 3 exons.
AUGGAAAGCGCAAGACAAAGGCCCGCGCGAGGCUCCAGCGCCAGGACAGCGUCCUCCAAGUGGCCGGCGGCUGCGACACACGGGCUCCGACCCCCCCCCCCGUCCCCGCCCCCGCGGCUUCUGCGUCCCGCGCGGUGUCGGGGCUCCGGGUGGGAAGCAACGUGCGCAGCCGCGGGCUCCAGAGCGCAGCACGCGGCGCCGCAGCAGUCGGCCGUGGGCGGCGCGGCCCCGCGUGGGGUCCUCGCACGUGCUCCGCCCUGGGCCCACGGGGACGCGCAGCGAGGCAGGGGCUGGCGGGGCGCGGGAGGCUGCGGACCCGGCCGGAAGGAUGCGGUAACCCGCAGCCUCCGCAGCUCUGUGACGUCAACCCGCGGGCUGUCUGUGACGUCAACCAAGUCCGCUCGGGCGACCUCCGCCCAGGGACCCGGAGGCGCCGGCGCUCCCGGAGCCGGGCUCGUGGCGCGACGGCCCCUGGGCUCCGCGCACCUGCCUGAGGCCACGGUCCGGCGCGUGAGCAAGACCGUGGCGACGGCUUGGUCGAGCGGAUGGUCCGUGGGGACGCGAGGGCACCUCCCGCGCGUGCCACGGGCUCCGACCUGGGAGCGGGCGGCCGGCGGCGGGUGCGGGGCCUCGACGCGCCCCCACGGCCCAGACACCGCGCGGCGAACCGGGCAGGAUGCGGAUCGCGGGGGCACGCGUGGACGCAGGAGGCCUUCCGCGCAGCGCCCCGGGGAGGAACCGGCCUCCGCAGGGUCCCCGCCGCGCCCGCCGUCGGUUAGCCGCGGGACGCCAGUGCAGACCAGACGGCGGGAAACCACCGCAGGUCAACGUGCCGAGUGCGGGACGCAGCUUCCUAGAAACCGCUGGGCGGGAGAAGGCGGGAUCCUGUCCCCGCUCAGAGACCUGAGGAUUUUCGGGAAGGGGCUGACUGGACUGGACUGUGUGGUUCUCCCUCAGAGUCCUCCAUGUGGUGAAGUUCAGACAAUGACCAUGACUGAAGUCAUCUGGAGGCUACAAUUACCAUAUUUGUGGUAUAUGUCCUGCAUUUUGGGAAACACUGAUCUACUUGAACUCUCUCCAACACGAGCCUUCUUGAUUGUUUAUAUUCUCUUGCUAAAUCAUUGUUCUCUCUCUAAUAGUGACAUGCUCAGGAUUUUAUAAAAUAUCUGCAAAAGACACCUUUAACAAAAGACUGCUAUACAAAUAUGCAAAGAACGUUUAAAACUCAACAAUGAGAAAACAACCCAAUUAAAAAUGGUCAAGAAAACCUGAACCGCCACCUUCAUCAAAGAGGAUAUGCAGAUGGAGAGUAACCAUAUGAAAAGAUGUUCAAUGUCGUAUGCCCCUAGAUGGUGACAAAUCGAAACAACGAUAACAUACCUACUACACACCUAUCAGAAUGGUCAGACACAAAACACUGAUGAUAUUGAAUGUGUGUGACGUCAUGGAGCAACAGUCACUGCUGGGAGGAACACAAAGGGGCACAGCCACUUUGGGAGACAUUCUGGUGGUUUCUGAUAAAAGAAAACAUCCUCUUAUUAUAUGAUCCUGCAAGCACCCUCCUUAGUAUUUACCUCAAUGAAGUGAAGACUUAUACUCACAUGACAGGAGCUCCAUCCAUAUUUAUGGGUUUGCCAGAACGGAGAAACAACUAAGACAUCCUUCGGAACAUCCAUGCAAUGGAACAGAAAUCAGUGCUUAAAUAAGUGAGUGAUCCAGCCAGGAACAGACACUGAGAAAACUUAAAAGCAUCUAAGUAAGGGAAAGGCUACGUACUGAAUGAGUGUAACUGUAUAACCUUCUGGGAAAGAUAAAACUAUGGGGACCCUGAAAAGAUCAGUGGUUGCCAGGAUUAGAGCAGAGGGAGGGACGAAUAGAGCACAGAGGAUUCUUAAGGCAGUGGGCCUACUCUGGUGCUAGCACACUGAUGAGUACACGAUAUUGUACGUUUGUCACCCAUAAAAUGGACACCACCACGGGAAACUAAUGAAAAGAAAAAAGAGUGGACUCUAAGGUAAACUAAGGUCCCUGCGUGGUAACAAUGUGUUCAUGCAGGUUAGUUGAGUGUAAUAACUACAGCACUCUGGUGCAAGAUGCUGAAAGUCGGGGAGGUUGGAGGUGUGUGAGGACAAGGGGUAUAUGUGGGGAAUUCUUGUGCUUCCCACUCAGUAUUGUUCUGAACCUUAAAACUGCUCUAAAAAAUUAAGUUUAUUAAUUUAAAAAUUAAAAAAAAGUCAAAGUGGGCAAAUAUGACACUUUAUGGAAAUACUUCUUAAGUAAAAUACCAAAAGUGCCAACUACAAAUGGAAAGACUGAUACAUCUGAUUACAUUAAAAUAGAAACUUCUGUUAACAAGACACCCUAACAAAAUUUUUUUGAAUGCUACAAUCUGUGAGAAGAUAUUUGUAACUCGUGUAUGUCCAGAACACAUGUAGAGAAAAAUACAGAUUAUUCAAUAGCAAAGCAGCAGAGAAAUGAAUAAGGACGCACAAAGCAGGGAACCCAGAUGACCCACAGAAGUACAACAGGUGCGUCUCCAAACUAGUAAUCGGGAAAACAGAAGCUAAAACCCUCAGUGAGAUAGCAAUCUUUUACAAUCACCAAUUCAGUAAAAAAAAUUUCAAAAGCCCGAUAACUGGUGUGGAAGUGGAGAAAUCCGACGUUUCCACGCAGUGACAGGAGGCCAGUUG